Messenger RNA from Tauraco erythrolophus (red-crested turaco), 2542 nucleotides. The record is from RefSeq and is a predicted model, not a curated record. Lineage: Eukaryota; Metazoa; Chordata; Aves; Musophagiformes; Musophagidae.
UUACAGCAUUCUGCAGUGAGUCAUCCCCUCCUUUAAUAGCAGCAGGGGAUACAGCAAAAUCCCCCCACCAAGUCCCAAGCAACAGCGCUGAAGAAACUACAAGUAACUAUGAAAGGCAGAAGCAGAAAGUAGACAAGGGGGCACAAACAACAAUCAGCAAACACUUGCCGCAAGUGACUGAACAGCUGGAUACAAAACAAAAUAUAAAAAGUGCCCAAAUUUCCAUCACCUCAUCAUCCUCCUCACCUUUUUCCUCCUCUUCUUCCUCCUCUGCACCUACUACUCAUAACUCCUUCAUCCUACAGACCUCUCAAUGCUUCAUGACCAAAGCAUCAAAACAGCCUCCCAUAGUUUUCCUGCCCAAACUGGUUUACGACAUUAUUACUUCUACGGACAGCAGUGGACUUCCUAAGUCAUCUUCCCUCUUGCCUUAUCAUUCUGUUAUGUGGGCAAGUUCUUUUCGUCCUCUUAUGAGUAAGAUGAUGACUUGCACGGAGCAGUCUCUAUACUACCGCCAAUGGACGGUUCCCAAGCCAAUCCAUAUGGACUACAACAAUAGAAAUGAGGGCAGAAUGGACACCUUUCACCCAAGGAGGCUGCUGCUGAGUGGGCCACCACAGAUAGGGAAAACAGGUGCCUACCUGCAGUUCCUCAGUAUUUUGUCCCGAAUGCUGAUUAGACUGACAGAAGUGGAUGUUUAUGAUGAAGAAGAAAUCAACAUUAACAUAGAAGAAGAAUCUGAUCAAUACUGUCAUCAGACUGGAGAUAUGUGGCCAGAUUUGGAGACAUUUAAGAAGAUGCCUUUUGACUACACUAUCCAUGACCCAAAAUAUGAAGAUGCAAGUCUGAUUUGUUCAAAGCUUCAGACUAUAAACAGUGAAGACAGAUCAAUGAGCAGGAGACAAGAGGAUUUGUAUACACGCCGUCAAACAACUAGAAUGAGAUUGUCCAAGUAUGCAGCAUAUAACACCUACCAUCACUGUGAACAGUGUCAUCAGUAUAUGGGUUUCAAUCCCAGGUACCAGCUUUAUGAGUCCACUCUGCAUGCAUUUGCCUUUUCCUAUUCUAUGCUGGGAGAAGAGAUUCAGCUGCAUUUUAUCAUUCCAAAGUCAAAGGAGCAUCAUUUUGUCUUUAGCCAACCAGGAAGACAAUUGGAAAGCAUGAGGCUACCACUUGUCACAGAUAAGAGUGAAGAUUACAUAAAAAGCCCCACUUUUACUCCCACCACUGGACGUCAUGAACAUGGACUUUUCAAUUUAUAUCAUGCAAUGGAUGGAGCCAGUCAUUUGCAUGUUUUAGUUGUCAAGGAAUAUGAAAUGGCCAUAUACAAGAAGUAUUGGCCCAACCACAUCAUGCUUGUUCUUCCAAGCAUUUUCAACAGUGCAGGAGUAGGUGCGGCACACUUCCUGAUAAAAGAAUUAUCUUAUCAUAACUUGGAGCUUGAACGAAAUCGGCAGGAGGAGCUGGGGAUAAAACCCCAGGAUAUUUGGCCUUUCAUUGUCAUUUCAGAUGACUCCUGUGUUAUGUGGAAUGCCGUAGAAGUUGAUUGUUCAGGAGACAGGAAAAGUGACUAUACGUGGACUGAAAGGAAUGUCUCCUUGAAGCAAAUUCUGCAACAUAUUGAAGCAACUCCCAAUGUCACUCACUAUGCCUUAAUUGGGAUGAGGAAAUGGUCCAGUAAAACGAAUAGUGCUGAGAUCAAGGAACCAUUCUCCUGCUGCCAUGUGCAUGAUUUCAUUAUGCUGAAUGUUGAUCUGACACAGAACGUACAGUACAAUCAGAACAGGUUUACAUGUGAUGAUGUUGACUUCAACUUGCGUGUCCACAGUGCUGACCUUCUCAUCUGUCGGUUCAAUCACUUCAGUGUCAUGAAAAAGCAAAUUGCAGUAGGAGGGCAGAGAUCCUUCCACAUUAAGUCUAAGGUAUCUGACACUUCAGUUUCAAUCUCCCCUGCUCAGUACAUUUGUGCUCCUGACAGCAAGCAUACCUUCUUGGCAGCACCUGCUCAGCUGCUCCUUGAAAAAUAUCUCCAGUAUCACAGCCAUCGCUUUUUCCCUCUCUCACUGAAGAAUUACAGCCAUCCAGUGCUAUCUGUGGACUGUUAUCUUAACUUAGGACCACAGAUUGCAGUUUGCUAUGUGAGUUCUCGGCCUCACUCUCUGAAUAUCAGUUCCUCUGGUUUGACAUUCAGUGGUCUCCUGCUAUACCUAUGUGACUCCUUUGUUGUAGCUAGCUUUUUGAAGAAGUUUCAUUUUCUUAAAGGUGCCACCCUGUGUGUGAUUUGUCAGGAUCGCAAUUCUCUUCGCCAGACUGUGGUCCGGCUAGAGCUGGAAGACGAAUGGCAGUUCCGGCUGCGGGAUGAAUUCCAGACUGCCAAUGCAAAAGAAGACAGACCACUUUUCUUCCUGACUGGACGACAUAUUUAAUUGAAAGGAGACACAUUUCCUAAAUGAAACAAGAAGCUAAUUGCCACCAUCUCGUGAAAUUACUUUCAAGAGGCUCUGUUUUCUGAACAGAAACAGGACUGUUUCCCUUUGUUUAU